Messenger RNA from Myotis davidii, 1456 nucleotides. It is a transcript of the gene MINPP1, whose product is annotated as multiple inositol-polyphosphate phosphatase 1. The coding region runs from base 38 to 862 and encodes 274 amino acids. The record is from RefSeq and is a predicted model, not a curated record. The transcript is spliced from 4 exons. NCBI's taxonomy places the organism in Eukaryota, Metazoa, Chordata, Mammalia, Chiroptera, Vespertilionidae. Gene Ontology annotation, molecular function: acid phosphatase activity; inositol phosphate phosphatase activity.
UCAAUAAUUUGAAAUUGUCACUUAUGUCUUUUCAGACAUGGAAUGUGGACCUCCAAGAAUUAAUGAUAAACUAAUGAGGUUCUUUGAUCAUUGUGAAAAGUUUUUAACUGAAGUGGAAAGGAAUGAUACGGCUCUUUAUCAUGUAGAAGCCUUCAAAACUGGACCAGAAAUGCAGAACAUUUUAAAAAAAGUUGCAGCUACUUUGCAAGUGCCAGUCAACAAUUUAAAUGCAGACUUGAUUCAGGUAGCUUUUUUUACCUGUUCAUUUGACCUGGCAAUUAAAGGUGUUAAAUCGCCUUGGUGUGAUGUUUUUGACACAGAUGAUGCAAUGGUUUUAGAAUAUUUAAAUGAUCUGAAACAAUAUUGGAAAAGAGGAUAUGGGUAUACUAUUAAUAGUCGAUCCAGCUGCAUCCUGUUUCAAGAUAUCUUUCAGCACUUGGACAAAGCAGUUGAACAGAAAAAAAGGUCUCAGCCAAUUUCCUCUCCAGUCAUCCUUCAGUUUGGUCAUGCAGAGACUCUUCUUCCACUGCUUUCUCUCAUGGGGUACUUCAAAGACAAAGAGCCCCUCACAGCUUACAAUUACAAGGAACAAAUGCAUCGGAAGUUCCGAAGUGGUCACAUUGUACCUUAUGCCUCAAACCUGAUAUUUGUGCUUUACCAUUGUAAAAAUGCUAAGACUGCUAAAGAAGAAUUCCGAGUGCAGUUGUUAUUGAAUGAAAAGGUGUUACCAUUGGCUAACUCGCAAGAAACUGCUUCUUUGUAUGAUGAUCUGAAGAACCAUUACAAGGACAUCCUUCAGAGUUGUCAUACCAGUGAAGAAUGUCAAUUACCAAAGGUGAACAACACAUCUGAUGAGCUAUGAGUAACUGGAGAACAUUUUUAAUUCAUCAGGAAUCGAUAGGACGUGAUUACGUGCGUGGAGUAUGUGGGCAGUCCCUGGUUACAGAAAGCUUUCACAUUACUUGGGUAUUUCUGUCUUCAUAGAAAAACAAUGAGUUUCUUUUUUAGUCUGGACAUGAACGUGUAAGCAACAAUUCUUCACUGGAGCAGCUCUCUUAAGGGGAAAAAUAUCUAUUCAAAGAAAUAGUUGGCACUGCAAAUGUUUACAGAAGUUAAACUCUUCCUUUUUAUAUAAGAAAUCUCACACUGAGAAUAUGUUUUCCAAAUAUAGCUUGAAAAUGCUGGAGUAACAAAGUAUGUCAGUUGGAUGAUCCAUAACUUGAUUGAACCAAGUCUAGGAACUUUACCAGUUGUGCUGCAAUUCUCUCUUUUUUUUUCCUCAAGUAGCACAGUUCUAGUAUUAUCUUUCUUAAUCAGAAAUAUUGUGAUACAUUGGGAAUAUCAUUUUGGAAGAAAGCUAAGAUCUCUGAGAAUUUGAAACAAUAUCAAGCAGUCUGAUGUAAGAGGACACUUUCACUGAAGACAAAAAAUAAAAUAAAUGUUUUUGUUAAUAGUA